UAUAAAGCUGGAUCUGCUCGGUAGCGCCCAAAACAAGGGAGUCGGAGCAAAAGCUGCACAAUGGAGUUUUGCAUCGUAGCGCUGCUGACACUUUUCUCCUCAUUUUACAACGUUUUGGCGUUGUCGUCUAAAGGCGUGUGUCUCCUUCAAGUGGACGCGGGGCCGUGCAGGGGAGAAAUUGAGCGCUAUUUCUACAACACAGGCACCCAAAAGUGCGAGGUUUUCUACUUUGGAGGGUGCAAAGGGAACGCCAACAACUUCAAAAGCUUUCCGGAGUGCCAGAAGACAUGUUUCAGAAUUCCAAAGUUUCCCCCGAUCUGCAGGUUACCUAAAGAGGAGGGACCCUGCCGUGCCCUCCUCCACAACUACUUCUUCAACAUGACCACCAUGCAGUGCGAGCUCUUUUCUUAUGGUGGCUGUCAGGGGAACCCCAAUCGCUUCCCAGACAAGACCUCUUGCAUGGAGUACUGCAAUCCACAAAAAACUGUUCCUGUGCUCUGCCAGGAUCCUCUGGACAAAGGGAGGUGUUCAGCCUCCAUAACUCGGUAUUACUACAACACAGCCACCAAGAUGUGCGAGGAGUUCAUCUACUCAGGCUGUGGAGGGAGCAGCAACAACUUCGUCUCCAGGCACAGCUGCAUGGAUGUGUGUGUUAAAGGAGAGAUAAAGCACACAGGCUACAGAAGAAUGCGUCGCAUGAGGCGGUAUAGACAUAAUUACAGGAUUCUUACGGGCUCAGACGUCUGACACUUGUUCUCAGGGAGGAACACUUGGACAAGCCCUUAAUGGAAACUAACAUGUAUUGAACUGACUCUGUGUAUGCCACAAUGUUGACCAGGUCUUUCUUUUUACCGGAAGAGUCUUUAGAGGCACAUACACACAUUUCGACUGUCUUUGUAAUGCCAUAAAAGAAAAUGCGUUUUUACUGUAUGUUGUUGAUGAAGUUUGUUACUACUGAACUAAUGUUUCUGGCUGUGUAUUUUGAUACUGUAUCUAUGGAAUGUAUGUUUUGUAUAAGUAUUACAUUGUAACCUUUCCUAUUUGCCUCACUGUUUUAUAAGCUCAAUUUUUGAUAAAAUAAACAGAAUUUUAUAAAG
Molecule: messenger RNA, 1097 nt
Organism: Xiphias gladius (swordfish)
Lineage: Eukaryota; Metazoa; Chordata; Actinopteri; Istiophoriformes; Xiphiidae
Gene: tfpi2
Product: tissue factor pathway inhibitor 2
Exons: 5
Coding region: 61-747 (228 amino acids)
Biological process (GO): negative regulation of peptidase activity
Cellular component (GO): extracellular region
Molecular function (GO): serine-type endopeptidase inhibitor activity
Source: RefSeq, a predicted model, not a curated record